AUGUUAGCAGAGACUAUCUUAAAUUUUGAAAUGUUGCUGGAGAACGUUGACAUUGCCGGUCAUAUAAUGCAAUACCUUAAUUAUGAUGAUCACUUGAGCAUAUCACGUGUUUGCAAGAAAUUUGAAAAUAUCAUUAUCAACUAUAUAUGGAAGUGGAAAUAUCGUCAAGUGGAAGUGAUUAAAAAACCAUGGAUAAGCAUGAUCGCCAACCAUCAAAAUACUAACAUGACAACGACAGUGAAUCAAGAGGCAACGAUCAAUCGGCUAGGUGAAAAUUGGCAAUUCAUGAGAACAGAAGAAUUCGAUGAAUUUUUACAACUGAAUACCGCAAAUAUUGAAAAUCUACAGUUUUGGUGCAAAUUUGGCUUUAGUGAGGAGCAUAACUACCUGGGAGUGGAGCUAUCCAAGGAAUUGCCCAAAUUAACUUCGCUUAGUUUCUAUGGAGUCAUAUUGGCGAAUUAUGAAUUGAAAAUAAUAGCCCAAAAUUGCCCACUGCUAAAUGCCUUGGUGCUGGAGGAUUGUGUGAAUGCACGAAAACAAAUUCUGGUUCUGGGCCAUGAUGUGAAUGUGCAAACGAUUGCGAGUAUGAAGCGUUUAAAAAGUUUCACAUUGAAAAAUAAUUGCAUUUACAAAGCCGAUAUGCAUGUCUACAAUUAUAGGCAUAUCAGAGAUAUUUUAAAAAAAUUAUUGAUUGAAAAGCUGCAUUUAAAUGUGGCCAUAUAUUCUGAUGAGGAUGGCUAUAAUUGCAAAGAUUAUAGAGUCGAUAACAGCGCAGAAAAAGAUGAAAUGUUUGUACAGAAUGAGGUAUGCCAAGAGCUGGAAAUUGGUCAGUUUUUAAGAAAUGAAGACUUGCAAGAUUUCUCCACAUGUUUUUUAAACAAAUAUCCUAAACUGCUUAAGCUAUCAAUUGGCGGUUAUAUGUUUUCUUCUGUUAUAAGCGUGGAUCAAGAGUUUUACAAACUAAUUUCAAAAAAGUUAACGAAAUUAGAGGUUUUAAAAAUAAGUGGUUGCAUGCUUAAGGAUUUUGUGGCCCUUCCCAACUUGCAGCAACUUGUGUUAGAGGCCUGCAAAGGUCUAAAUUGGACUCAUCUUACGACAAUGCUCAAUGAGAUGCAGUUGAGAUCGUUCACUUCGCAUCGUACCAAAUAUUUCGGACUUCCCACCAUAUUGCAGUUCUCACCAACCCUAGAAAGCCUAGAUUUGGAUGUGGAAGGCAAUGAAUUUUUGCAGAUUUUCAAGCAACGACUUCCCAAAGUAAAAUCUUUGCUCUGGCAUAACGACUUUCAACAGAAUGUGCAGAAUAUCAACAAAUGCCUGCCAAAUAUAGAAAUAUUGCAGAUAUCCGAUAAUUGUUGUGACCUGGAAGAAUUGCUUCAACUGAACUCUUUGCAUACCUUAACUUUUCACAAAUGCUCUAGAAUUUGUGACUUCUUAAAACUCCUCACACAUCCAACAUUAAAAUAUCUCACGGUGGAGAACUACGUAGACGAAAUACAGGAUAUAGCCAAGAUCAGCAGCAAGCACACAAAUGUCUCACAUGUAAAAGUGCCACUAAACCUUUUUAAAAUUUUACAAGAUUUUUGGCUUGAUUUGCUGUCAUCAAACCGCCACUUGAUUCUGACCGUAACUCUAAACUAUGAUAGACCAGUGGAUGAAGAGUUUGUGCUACAAUUGGUGAAUAGUAAAAAGUUUCCCACCACAAUAAAAGCUAUACAAAUUUGUGGAUUAAAUAUUGACUGUGCAGAUCUGAAGAACUAUUUUGGCACAAUGAUGAAGAAAAUUGAAGUGGUCUCUACUAUAUUAUUGCCGUCACCGAAACAAUUGACUAUGGUACUAUGCGAGAGAUGACAAGUUAAAAAGAAACACCGACACAAGUGCAUUCACAUGAAUACGAGUAAUUCUAUAAAUAUUAAUGAAUAAUAGAAAGAUCGCAAUGAGAAAAAAAUUGAAAGGCAAAAGGAAAAAAGUUGAAAAGCAGUCUCUGUGAAAUAUUACCAGUAGUAUUUAUUUUCUUGUAUCAUUUUCUUGUUUACAUUAGUAAUAAAUUGUUUUUUUAUGAAA
Molecule: messenger RNA, 2061 nt
Organism: Stomoxys calcitrans (stable fly)
Lineage: Eukaryota; Metazoa; Arthropoda; Insecta; Diptera; Muscidae
Exons: 2
Coding region: 1-1848 (615 amino acids)
Molecular function (GO): protein binding
Source: RefSeq, a predicted model, not a curated record